ACGUACACGUAGGCUAAUCGACACAGGUUGAAGUUCACAGCGUAGUAUUGUAUACUACAUGUACGUACUUGCUAGCGCUUUACAGCCAAUAUGACUUUGCCUUGUCGUGUUCAUACAUGUUUACCGGUGGCUGGCCGGGUUGGUACGAGUUUAUGUGAUAUUAGUUGUGAUAUGAGUUGUUGCCCAAUCACAUUGUGAACACAGUGAAAUUCGUCGUCGCGUCGUUACGUUCCGUUCGUCGGCAUAAACACUGACAUUUCUGAAAUCAAUUCGAAAUGGCAGAGUCCGAACUUCCAUUCGCUGCUAAGUAUGCCAAGCAUAACAGUUAUACAUGCAGAGCUCACGACUGCUGGGGUGGAACUGUGUACAAAGAUGAUCUCUGUAUGUCUGUAACGGCGCAGUAUCCAUUGGGAGGCGUGGGGCCCAACUGGUAUCACUUUGACUGUUUCUGGAAGGUGGUGGAAGGCGAGGUGAAAUCUACUGAUGAUAUAGCCAACUUUGACGACCUGCGCUUGGAUGAUCAGGAGAAGAUCAGAGGUUGUAUCAGUACCGGCGGGACCACAAAGAACAAAGUAACCUUUCUACGAGCCUUUAACGUGGAGUACGCCAGGUCCAACAGAAGCAGCUGUCGUGUAUGUUGUAAGAAAAUUGACAAGGAUAAGGUACGCGUCGGUUUUAAUUGGUAUGGUAUAACGCCCGGAGGUGAACCCUGUAGUAAUGUUCUGUGGUACCAUCCAGACUGCUUUCUCGUGCCGGGAGUCCUUGCUGAGGUUGGGUGGAAGGACGCAUAUUCUGUCGAAAUGAUCCUCGGAUUCGAGCAGCUGCAGCCGAAAGAUCGGAAAACUUUGACAGAGAAGUUUCAAGCGAAACAAAAGGCUAAAGAAUCAGUUGGUGAACCUGAUGCUACAAAAAGCCCAAAGGAGUCGACGAGGAAAAAGAAAAGCUCAAGGAAACAAAAGGCCAAAGAAUCAGUUGAUGAACCUGAUGCUAAAAAAAGCCCAAAGGAGUCGACGAGAAAAAAGAAAAGCUCAAGCAAGCGAAAGGCCAAAAAAUCAAUUGAUGAACCUAAUGCUAAAAAAACCAAAGCGGUCGACGAGGAAAAAGAAUAGCUCUAGGUACUGUGAUGAUGAACUGAAUGGUGUCGCCGAAGACUCCAAAACAAACCUGGCCUUGAUGAAGUUCAAGAGCGACUCCGUGUUCAACUACAAAGGAUUCGAUAUCGAGUAUCGUUGUGAAUAAAUCCACCACAUCAGACAAAACUUGACUGACAGUAACGAGCGUUGAUUCUGGUGUAAAAUUCGAUUGAGAGAAACAGAUACCCUAGAUAGGGAAGAAUUAGGCUUUUAGUUUAGUGUCUAGUUGCUUUCGUUAAUGUGCGUAGGGUUAAUUAAGCACGCUUAUAAUUAUGGUCGAAGACUAUGCAAGCCUUUUAAAGAAAAUGCUAGAUAACUUCGUGAGUUUUAAUAGAACAAUGUAUUGGAACAUUAAGGGCAAACUAAUUGUUUUUUGUUAGUGGAAGCGAAUCUCGACCCAUUUUCUUCAAUCCUAUACUGUUGCAGCAGAUCUGCAAUGCUUAAAGAAGUUG
Molecule: messenger RNA, 1585 nt
Organism: Patiria miniata (bat star)
Lineage: Eukaryota; Metazoa; Echinodermata; Asteroidea; Valvatida; Asterinidae
Product: poly [ADP-ribose] polymerase 1-like
Exons: 8
Coding region: 276-1109 (277 amino acids)
Molecular function (GO): zinc ion binding; DNA binding
Source: RefSeq, a predicted model, not a curated record